Insectozyma verbasci is the source of this 2595-nucleotide messenger RNA. The record is from the annotation of a GenBank genome assembly. Lineage: Eukaryota; Fungi; Ascomycota; Pichiomycetes; Serinales; Debaryomycetaceae.
AUGAUCAUUAAACAACCAUCGAGAUUCAUAAAACAAUCUCAAUUGAUACCUCAAUUAUGUAUUCUACGUCCUAGAUUUUAUUCAACAGAUUUAGAAAAUUUAAAAAAAGAAUCAGACUCGACAGAAUUUGAUAGUUCAGCAUCUACAACUGGGAUUAUUGAUAAGAAACAAUCCGAAGUUUUAUUAUAUUUUGAUUCAAUUUAUGCAUUUGCAACUUCAAAGAAUCUAGUAUUAAACUAUAUAUCAAGACUUGAGUUACCAUUUAGAAGAAAAGUUAAUGAAUCUAAAUUAAAGUCAAAAGUUGAAGCAUUAUCGUCACCAACACCUGCUGAUUCUAAAAUUACUGAUUUUAUCCCAUUAAGAAGGGACUGCGGUGCUUUUGUUAAAUUUCAAUAUCCUAAAGAGUAUACUGCUAGAGAAUUUAUUGAGCAGAUAAGAAAGAAUGUUAUCGCAAAUGAAGAACAGAAAAUGGAUAAGAAUCCUUUACUCAAGUUAACCAAUUAUGUAUUUGAUGUUGAUCCGAAGGUGUUUUCAGUCAAGGGUGUACCAUGGAUUGAAGAUUUAAGAAGAUUUCCAAGUCCUAAAAUUUCUGUUAAAUUUGAAGGGUCCGCAUUAACUGAAGAAGAAUUAUAUGUUUUAUUCAGAAGAUAUGGUUUAAUUAAUGAUAUUAAAAUUGAAAGUCCAACUGAAGCGGUAAUUUGGUUUCGUAGUUUAAGAUCAGCAAUUGCUGCAAAACAUUGUAUUACUGGUAUUGAAUUAAAUAAUGGUAAAACAGUUUUGCAUAUUCAAUUUAUACGAAUCAAAAGAACAAACUACCUAACUGAUUUCGUAAUGAAUCAUACAAGAAUUGCCGUACCUAUUAUAUUAGCAUUAUUAGCCACAUUUGCAGUUUUAAUUUUUGAUCCAAUUAGAGAAUGGUUCAUUCAAUUUAAAAUUAAUCAUGGUAAUACUAAAAGAUUUGAACAUUAUAAACAAAAUAGAUGGUUUAAAUUAAUUUAUGUUCCUUAUAGAACAAUAGUGGAUUGGAUAUCAAAUAGUUAUGAUUAUAUUGAUACUCAAUUUCAUGAUAUGACCGGGUUCAAAGAUUCAGAUAGUGAAGAUGGUGGAAGUUCCAUCAUGGAAAUGAAGAAUGAAAAUAAUAUGUUUUGGCAAGAAAGAAAUGAAAAAUCAAAACAAUUGAAAUUAUGGAUUUUAGAAAAUUUAAACAGUUAUAUCAUUAUUAAAGGUCCACAAGGUUCAGGAAAGGAAGAAUUUGUACUUGAUCAUACUUUGAAACUUGAUGAUAAACUAAAUAAAAGAAUUUUGGUUGUUGAAUGUGAUGAAUUAAGUAAAGCAAGAUCAGAAAAUAAUUUAAUUAAUAAUACUGCUUCACAAUUAGGUUAUUUCCCUGUUUUUACGUGGACGAAUACAAUUUCACAAUUUGUUGAUUUAGGAUUACAAGGUUUAACAGGAUCCAAAAAUGCUGCAUUAAGUGAAUCAAAAGAAACUCAAAUUAAAAAUAUGUUUUCAUUAACUACUCAAGCAAUUAGACAUAUUACGGAUUCAGAAUAUGCAAAAUAUGUCAAAAUUAUAGAAAAGAAGAACAAACGUAUCAAGAAUGACGAUGAGAAGAUAGAAAUUUUAAAACAAGAUGAUUUCUUACAACAACAUCCCGAAUCAAAACCAAUUAUAAUCAUUAAUAAAUUUGCAAGAAAAGCAGAUAUACAUUCAAAUGAUUUCAUAUAUCCUUUAAUUGCCGAUUGGUCAAGUGGGUUAAUUCAAAAUAAUAUAGCACAUGUUCUAGUAUUAACUUCAGAUGUUGGAUCAAUUCAACAUUUAAAUAAUGCUUUACCAAAUCAAGUAUUUAAAGACAUAUCAUUAAGUGAUGCAUCAAUGAAAUCUUCCAAGCAAUACGUAUGUGAUGCUUUGAAGAUAUCAGAUACUAUACAAAAUCAAAGUUUAGAUGAUUGCAUACAACCAUUAGGUGGUAGAAUGUUAGAUUUACAAUCAUUUAUAAGAAGGAUUAAAUCUGGAGAAGAACCAAAUCAAGCUAUAAAUGAAAUGAUUACACAAGCUGCAGAAUUAAUAACUACAUUCUUUUUAAAUAAUACUAAAAGUAAUGAUGUUAAUUGGCAACCAUCACAAGUUUGGUUAAUUAUGAAAUUAUUAUCAAAUAAAGAAGAUGUUACAUUUGCCGAAUUGAUUAAAAAUCCAUUAUUUAAGAAUUCAAAAGAAACAAUAGAUACAUUAUCCACAUUGGAAAAAUUUGAUUUAAUUUCAUUAAAAAGAGAUAAAGGGGUACUUAACAAAAUUUGUCCAGGUAGACCAUUAUUCAAAGCUGCCUUUAAAAAUUUAUUACAUGAUACAAGAAUUUGGAAUCUAUAUGAAAUUGAUUACUUAACAAAUUUGAUAAAUAUUGAAAUUACAAAAAUUAAUCUAUUUGAAUCUGAAUUAAUUAAAAUUCAUCAAGUUGGUAAUAAAUUAGAUGGAAGAAUUGAUUAUUUAAUUAAAAAAAUUGAAGCUUCAAAUGGUAAAAUUGUAAACUUUGAAAAAGAAAUUAAUGAAAUUGCAACUGGGAAUUCAAAGCAUAAAACAUUUUUAGGAAUUCCUUAUUAA